Phytophthora infestans T30-4 is the source of this 414-nucleotide messenger RNA. Its product is annotated as amino acid/auxin permease-like protein. The record is from RefSeq and is a predicted model, not a curated record. NCBI's taxonomy places the organism in Eukaryota, Oomycota, Peronosporomycetes, Peronosporales, Peronosporaceae. Gene Ontology annotation, molecular function: amino acid transmembrane transporter activity. The transcript has 2 exons. The annotation marks the transcript as partial. Gene Ontology annotation, biological process: amino acid transmembrane transport. Gene Ontology annotation, cellular component: vacuolar membrane.
AUGGCCAAAAAGCCGUUCUUCACCGCCGAGGACGCCAAGACGUCCUUCAACCUCUUCUGCUGCAUCUACGGCAUUGGAACGCUUGGUAUGCCUGGCAACUUCGCCCGCGCUGGACCAACCAUCGCUGUUGUAGCCAUGGCCUUCAUGGCCUUCGCCAACAUCUACUCGUCCGUCGCCAUGUCCAAGGUCAUUCUGCUCGCCCCCACGUCUGUCAAGACUUUCGGUGACCUCGGAGAAUGGGCAAUGGGUCAGUGGGGUCGUUGGCUCUGCAUCAUCUCCCAAAUGGAGGGAUCGGGUGCUGCGUUCGCAGGCUGCUUGGGCACUAUCAUCGCUGAUGUCAUCGGUGUCGGCGUCGUCAUGCACGGCAUGCGCGGCCACCCGAGUGUUCCGUUCCCGGAGCUCAAGUUCUCGCAA